UCAUUUGCCACAAAUAUUUAAAAAUCUAUUUACAAACUUAACUUGGUGGAUCAAAAAUUCUGAGACAUGGCUAGUUUAUCAUUCAUAAACUUUACCUCAACCAUACUCCCAAUCACCAAUUGAGUGUACCGUUUUUGUGUUCACUCACAAUGGCGGGGACUCUCCAAAUGCUAUUCGUCAAUCCUCCGGCCACCGGAAAUUCACUGUACCUCUGCCGGCGUUUACAUCUUCCGACGACCCACUUCCCAUUUUCUGGCAACUUCCCUUCAAAAAUUAGCUACAGGUCGCAUCUUGGUUCGAAACUCGGUUCAUCCGUUAGAGCCAAUCUACAACAUUCAAAUAAGGGAAAUGGUUGUGGAGACAAUCUUCCACGGGCUACUGCAAAAAACUCUGAUUGGGUGAAACCACUUUCGGGUUUUGUAUCCAACAAUUUUUUGCCUUUAGCUUUAAUUGGUGGAGUAGCAUUAGGGCUUGCUAAUCCUACCCUUGGUUGUCUGGCUGAUAGAUAUUAUCUGUCCAAAAUUAGCACCUUUGGCAUAUUUAUAAUCUCAGGGAUCACAUUGCGUGGUGAUGAAGUAGGUGCCGCUGCUGAUGCUUGGCCUGUUGGGCUGUUUGGUCUUGUUUCUAUUUUGUUCUUCACUCCUCUUUUGUCGAAGAUUAUUUUGCUGCUAAAGCUUCAACCUCAAGAAUUUGUCACAGGGUUGGCUAUAUUUAGCUGUAUGCCUACAACACUAUCUAGCGGAGUGGCACUAACUCGUUUAGCAGGAGGAAACUCCGCUCUUGCGCUUGCAAUGACUUUACUAUCAAACCUUCUAGGAAUUCUGAUUGUACCUUUUUCGAUCUCCAAGCUCAUAGCUGCUGGGGUUGGUGUGUCUGUUCCAGCUGAGCAGUUGUUCAGAAGCCUUGUUCUCACACUUCUAGUUCCUCUUAUCAUAGGGAAGGCUUUACGAGAAUGUUUCAAGGGUGUGGCUGAGUUUUCUGAUCGAAAUCGUAAGCUUUUAUCAAUGAUGAGUUCUCUCCUCCUCAGUUUGGCACGUUGCAAUUUAGGAGGAAUCAAAGAGAGGACAUCAAUUCAAAUCAUGGAUUUUCGAAUUGACAAUGAUCAAGAUCCUCCGACAUCUAUAUAUAAAUGCUGGUUUAUCAAGAAUACACAAGAAAAACACUUUGAAUUGUUGAUUAAUCGUCUGAGGUCGCUUUAUUGAGUAACAUGCUAGUGAACCCCAUAAUACAAUUAAGUAAUCCAGUCAAAGUUUGUUAUCACAGAGCUUUUGCUAAGUUUGGGGAAUUUUUCCGGCGUGAUGUUUAAAUCCUAAUUACUGAUCCUAUCUCAUUUUGGGAGCAUCAGAGAGCUCCUUUCUAUUAUAGUAGAGAUAUAAAGUGUGUUAAACUGAAUAUUUUUUUUAUUAACAAGUCAGAUCAAGGGGGCAGUAAUAUAAAGGAAUUAUUUUUUAUAAUCUAAUUGUUGGAGCUGAGAAGUUUCCAGUUACAGGUAACUGCCAACAUACACUGGUCUUAAAGGAAAAUGGGUUAAGUAAGUUAGGAAGGAGGGAGUAGACUUUGUACCAUGAAUCCCCGCCUCGCAUGCUUUAAAGAUGCACUCAAGAUCUUCUGCCGUUCUUUGGCAUUAAGCAACUUCAGUCUUCAAAUGUUUUCUGAAAUGACAAUGGUGAUUCUCAUAUCUUUGUUUAUUUUUUGUUAUGGAAUAGGAAAGCAGGUUUGUAGUUGAUUUUUGGUAUGAGCUGUUUAUGCUCCCCCCCCUCCCCCAAUGCAUUUAAUUCAUGAUAGCUGCUGACGUCGAGGAAGUGUCUUUAUUGAACUGACUGCCAGAAUGUUUAUUUUGACAAAAUUUUGUGUUCCCAUCAUACUUUAGCUUCAGUUGUUUUGUUUUGUUAAAAAAUUUAAAAAGCACGGCCUGAUAUCUAGUUUUUUG
Solanum dulcamara is the source of this 1930-nucleotide messenger RNA. Its product is annotated as probable sodium/metabolite cotransporter BASS4, chloroplastic. The record is from RefSeq and is a predicted model, not a curated record. The coding region runs from base 150 to 1202 and encodes 350 amino acids. The transcript is spliced from 11 exons. Gene Ontology annotation, cellular component: chloroplast envelope. Lineage: Eukaryota; Viridiplantae; Streptophyta; Magnoliopsida; Solanales; Solanaceae.